CGCUCCCCGCGGCAGGGCGCGGAGUCCUGGGGAUUGCGAUGCUGGUGGCGGCGGCAGCCGAUCGGAACAAGGAUCCCAUCCUGCGGGUGCUGCAGCAGUAUGUGGACCCGGCUCAGCACGGCGUCCGCGUCCUCGAGGUGGCCUCGGGCUCCGGCCAGCACGCAGCCCACUUCGCCCGGGCCUUCCCCCACGCCGAGUGGCAGCCGUCGGACGUGGACCAGCGCUGCCUGGACAGCAUCUCGGCCACCAUACAGGCCCAGGGGCUGACGAAUGUGAAGGCCCCGCUGUACCUGGACGUGACCUGGGGCUGGGAGCAGUGGGGCGGCACUGGGCCGCAGUCCCUGGACCUGCUGCUUUGCAUCAAUAUGAUCCACAUUAGCCCUCUGGGCUGCACCAAGGGGCUGUUCAAAGCAGCCGGGCACCUGCUGAAGCCCAAGGCGCUGCUGAUCACCUAUGGGCAACCAUCCACUCUCUACCCUCCUGCUCAGCCUCCCUCUCCUCUGAGCUGGGGACACACCACCACCACAGCCUGUGCCCCGCACCCCGUCCGAGGCAGCCCGGGCAGGUGGGUGGCAGCAGAGCUAUAUCUCUUGUCCCUGCAGCCCUAUGCCAUAAAUGGGAAGAUCUCCCCUCAGAGCAACGUGGACUUUGACCUAACCCUCAGAUGCAGGAACCCAGAAUGGGGGCUGCGGGACACAGCUCUCCUGGAAGACCUGGGCCAGGCCAGCGGCCUGCUCCUGGAGAGGAUGGUAGGGGCUGAGGGUCUCAGGGUGUGGGUGGGCCUCAGGACUUGGAGAGGCUCUUCCCAGCCAGCAUUCUCCUCAGGUGGACAUGCCAGCCAACAACAAGUGCCUGAUCUUCCGGAAAGAGUGACUCCCCUCCCUCCCACACUCCUUCACCCCUGGACCGUUGGCUACUCCCUGGGCAGAGCCUUGGGUCUCCUAGCCCUGCUCAGUCAGGGGGCUCUUGGCCAGUGGUCCCAGCCUGCCUCAGAAUAAAGUGUAUCCUGCUUCCCA
Loxodonta africana (African savanna elephant) is the source of this 1016-nucleotide messenger RNA. RefSeq names its product methyltransferase like 26 (gene METTL26). Bases 39 to 998 code for a protein of 319 amino acids. NCBI's taxonomy places the organism in Eukaryota, Metazoa, Chordata, Mammalia, Proboscidea, Elephantidae. The record is from RefSeq and is a predicted model, not a curated record. The transcript has 5 exons.